Messenger RNA from Babjeviella inositovora NRRL Y-12698, 1740 nucleotides. Its product is annotated as serine/threonine-protein kinase. The record is from RefSeq and is a predicted model, not a curated record. Gene Ontology annotation, biological process: protein phosphorylation. Gene Ontology annotation, molecular function: protein kinase activity; ATP binding. Bases 69 to 1439 code for a protein of 456 amino acids. The transcript has a single exon. Lineage: Eukaryota; Fungi; Ascomycota; Pichiomycetes; Serinales.
AAAAGCUGAAAUCAUUUCUUGAAGCUUACUCCAUAGCUAUAGAGCCUUUUGCACCCCCCUUUCCCAAAAUGAGCUUGGUAGAGCAUGCAGAGAUCAAAGAGCAAGACAUUGACGGGCGGACGUACCGGGUGUUAAACCAUUACAGGAUUAUUAGCAAGUUGGGCACAGGCCAGUUCGGGAAGGUUUUACUUGGAGAAGACAUUUCUGCCGCCUCACCGGUGCUGGACACUCCACGAAGUCUGACGAACCCCAAACUUGUCGCCAUCAAGUCUGUGAACCGUAUUGACAAGCGCCAGCUCUUCUACUCACAUUCUAAAGGCGUGGACACGACAACUCCUGAGAAGAUUCGGCGCGAGAUCGAAAUCAUGGUGAAGUGUGGACAGAACCAUGUGCGGCAUCCCAACAUCAUCAACUUGCUCCAGGUUGUGGAUGAUCCAAAAAUGCCAAAGAUAUACAUGGUGCUAGACUACUGCAGCAACGGCGAGCUCAAAUGGACGCCAGCACACCGCGCCACAAUCGCCCCCAAAGACGACUUGAUCACACAAGUGUUGAAAAUACACAAGGUCACCAAGGAUCUUCUCCAGGGAAUUGAGUAUCUCCACGGCCUCAACAUCAUUCACAGGGACAUUAAGCCGUCGAAUUUGCUCAUAGAUGUACAUGGAAACGUGAAGAUUGGCGAUUUUGGUGUAAGCUUGCUCCUUAAAAAUGAAAAUGAAUCAAAUAGUGCGGCACCAGACAAAAGGGCUUUGCUCAGAGAGAUAUUCCGAACUGUGGGCACGCCCGCGUUCUUUGCCCCCGAACUAUGCCAAUUCGUCAACGAUGAGUACGACUUCACUGAUGAACAGACGAUGAAACAACAACGAGAGGAGGCUUCCCCCACGAAACUCCUCCAGUCGCCUAAGAAAACGGGGGUGCGGAUGGACGUCUGGGCCCUAGGGGUCACCCUCUACUGUCUUUUCUUCAAAUCCUUGCCCUUCAAUGGCGAUAACGAGUACCAGUUAUUCAAGUCAAUCACAAAGGACAACCUCCAGUGGUACAACGAACCGCCCAAACAGUUAGUAUUGGAUGCGCACCGCCGGGUAGUAUAUUUCUACGAUGCCUUCCGCGAGUUCCUCCAGUAUACGUUAGUCAAAGAUCCCAGUGCUCGUCCGAACGUUGCCCAAUUGAAGGAACACAAUUUUGCCACAUUCAAGUUCAAAACAGAGGAGGAUAAGCUUGUGUUUCUCAGGUUUAAUGAGCAGUUCUUGCCCUCCCCGCCGCAGCCUCUGCAACCAAUAGCCCCGCCAGCACUUGCCGCGCUGGUAAUCUUGCCGGCGCCUACCCCAUCGUUUGAGCCACCGCUAUUUCCAAAGAAAGAGAAACGGUCAAAUUCGUUCAGCAAGGAGAUUGGCGACAAGUUCAGAAGUUUGGUCAGCCGGACCAAGACCUCUCAAGCAUAAGCAUUGCGCCCUACUCAAGCAUAACCCAGUUAUUUAAUCCAGCGCAAAUAUUAACCAGGAGUCAAGAUCAUAUUCACCGUCAUGACCCUUUACCAGAUAUCCAGAAAAAGUAACUGCCCUAUUCACAAUCUCUCCCUUCAUGUUACAACUAGGACCGUAUAGACGCAUGCCGAACCAUACGACGUAGUAUACUGGGAUAGCUGCAAGACCUACCAAUAUGGUGCGUAUAAUGAGACUAUAAAAGGUAUCAUUGUGCUUGGUUACUAAUAUUUUGUAGUUCCAAAAAAGUAUAGAAAAAAAU